Messenger RNA from Juglans microcarpa x Juglans regia, 2342 nucleotides. RefSeq names its product 3beta-hydroxysteroid-dehydrogenase/decarboxylase. Lineage: Eukaryota; Viridiplantae; Streptophyta; Magnoliopsida; Fagales; Juglandaceae. Gene Ontology annotation, biological process: steroid biosynthetic process. Bases 178 to 1920 code for a protein of 580 amino acids. The transcript has 12 exons. The record is from RefSeq and is a predicted model, not a curated record. Gene Ontology annotation, molecular function: 3-beta-hydroxy-Delta5-steroid dehydrogenase (NAD+) activity.
AGAAAUGCUUUCCGCGCCAAACACCAUACCUAUUAAUAUAGAGAAAGAGGGCCGGGCAGGCCAUAUAAAAAGCAUUAACCCCCCUCUGCGAUCCACCAUUUCAAUUUCUCUAACCAUCUCUCUCUCUCUCUCUCUCUCUCUCUCUCUCUUCCUUCGAUCAUAAGGAAAUUAUCGAAAAUGGAGGACCGGCUCACGGAGCUGAACCGCAGGACCUGCGUUGUCCUUGGUGGUCGAGGCUUCCUUGGCAGAUCUCUCGUCCUUAGGCUCUUGGCACUCCCCAACUGGAUCGUUCGAGUUGCCGAUUCCCCUCGCUCCCUCCACCUCCAUCCCCUCCACGACUCCCUUCUCUCCCAAGCUCUCUCUUCCGGUCGCGCUUCCUGCCACCCCCUAGACGUUCUCGAUUAUUCUCAAAUUGUCCAAGCAAUUGAAGGUUCGUCUGUUGUAUUCUAUAUGGAUGUUAGCGACUUACAAAGAGAUCAUUUCUAUAAGUGCUACAUGAUUAUAGUUCAAGGUGCAAAAAAUGUUAUUAACGCUUGCCGAGAGUGCAAAGUCAGAAGGCUAAUAUACAACAGUUCCGCAGAUGUAGUAUUUAAUGGUCUACAUGAUAUAAAUAAUGGAGAUGAAUCCUUGACAUACCCUUGGAAAUUUGAGGACAUGAUGAGUGACCUUAAGGCUCAAGCAGAAGCGCUGAUCCUGUUUGCUAACAACAUUGAUGGCCUCCUAACAUGCGCUCUUCGUCCUAGCAACGUCUUUGGACCUGGAGAAACACAGCUUGUGCCAUUGUUAGUAAAUUUAGUGAAAUCUGGUUGGGCAAAGUUUAUUAUAGGAAGUGGUGAAAACAUGUCUGACUUCACCUAUGCUGAGAAUGUUAGUCAUGCCCACGUCUGUGCAGAAGAAGCUUUAGAUUUUCGGAUGGUCUCUGUGGCUGGAAAGGCAUUUUUCAUCACUAAUCUUGAGCCUAUGAAGUUCUGGGACUUCGUAUCUCUCAUAUCAGACAGCUUGGGAUAUCAAAGACCAUUAAUAAAAGUUCCUGCUAGGAUGGUUUGGUAUAUUCUCCUUCUUGUCAAAUGGGUGCAUGAAAAAUUGGGAUCCAGAAAAUACAACCAUUUUGUAUCAGUUCAUUACAUUCAAUUAGCCUCACGCACUAGAACAUUUAACUGCGCUGCAGCUCAGAAACAUAUUGGAUACUCACCAGUAGUUUCCAUGGAAGAAGGUGCCACUUUGACCAUGAAAUCAUUGUCCAAUGUAGCCGAAGACUCAUAUUAUGCAAGAUAUAACAGCUUCAAUGAACAAUCAAAAAUAGAAAAAUUGCUGGGCGGCGGGGAAGUUGCGGACAUUUUGCUGUGGAGAGACGAGAAGAAAACAUUUAUAUAUUUUCUUUCUCUGGUUCUGUUGUUUUACUGGUUUUUCCUUUCUGGAAGAACUUUCAUGUCAUCUGCUGCAAAGCUUCUGCUUCUGAUUAAUGUUAUCCUUUUUGGAUAUGGUAUUGUAUCAUCAAAGAUAGUUGCCAUCACUUUUGAGAGAAUACCUCCGUCUUGUUUUGAAGUGUCUGAAACAGCAGUGAAAUAUUCAGUUGCAACCCUAGCAUAUAUAUGGAACAAUGCCAUCCAACAUAUACAGUCCCUGGCCCAAGGGGAGGAUUGGAGAAAUUUCUUCAAGGUAGCAGUUUCUCUCUAUUUUCUGAGGUUUAUUCUGUUGCAAUCAUUGACUGCAGUGAUUGGUGUAGCCCUUGUCUUUUCAUUCACUGCAUUCUUUGUUUAUGAGCAAUACGAAUCAGAAAUUGAUGGAUUUGUAAAGGUUCUGUUCAACAGUAUAAAGGGUUCAGUGGGACUGUUGACAAGGAAUUUGCUUGCUAGUUCAUCAUCAUUUCUUCGAAACUACAACAGCUUUCUUAGAAACAAAGGUCAUGCUGCGUUAUAACAUCGGGGAGAUGGUUGACAUGGGAUGUGGGAGCUUUGUCGGUUUAAACGGUUAGGUGCCAUAUGCCAACUUAGUGAGGCUUUGGAUCAAACUACUGAACUGGGUUAUGGCCCCGGCGAAAGAGAAAGAGAUGGGUUAUGUUAGGAAAGUAUAAACUCUUGUGUUGGCUAACACGGUUAAAUGCCAAGAAGUUAGGGCAUAGAUAAUAUGCCUACCUGUGACACCACAAAGAUCGCUUAAGAAAAAAGUUGAAAUACGACAGUUGCUUGCACAAGGAUUGACAGCUUGUUGAUGGCUUACCUUUUCCAAUUAUUGACAUUUGAUCGGGGAAGUUGGUAUUGUUGCCCAAAUUAUACGGUUGAAGGUGUUUGGCUAACCUGAGAACUGAUUCAGAAUCAAAUGCGGAUUGAAUUUUACACUGA